CAACCGGUGGCCAGAGACCGAGACAAAAUAGCAUCUCACCCCACCCAUGGACACCGACCUCGACCUGGACGCCCUCCUCGCCUCCUUCGCCGGCGAGUCCGCCGCAGUCUCCGAGCUCCUCGCCCCGCCUCCGCUUGAUGCGGCGGAGGCGGGGUCGCCGGAGUCGGUGACCUCCCGGUCCAGCCCCGCCGGCGAGGAGGUGCUGUCGGAGAUCGAGAGGUUUCUGAUGCAGGAGGAGGAGGCGGCGGGGGCGGAGCCGGUGGACGGGAUCAGCGUGGACGAGUUCUUGGACACGCUGUUCGACGGCGCCGAGGAGGGGGGCGAGAAGGGGAACGGGAGUGAGGCUGAGGCUGGGGGCAGCACCGAUGGGGACUCUAGGAGGGGGGAAGACGGGGUGGAGGUGGUGACGCCGGAGACAGAGGCGGAGGUGGUGACGCCCGAGACGGAGGUCGAUGGCGAUGAUCCCAUCAGCAAGAAGAAGAGGAGGCAAAUGAGGAAUAGGGAUUCUGCCAUGAAGUCCAGGGAGAGGAAGAAGUCAUAUGUGAAGGACUUGGAGACGAAGAGCAAGUAUCUCGAGGCAGAGUGUCGCCGCCUCAGCUACGCACUUCAGUGCUGCGCAGCUGAGAACAUGGCACUGCGCCAGAACAUGUUGAAGGAUAGGCCUAUUGGUGCUCACACAGCCAUGCAGGAGUCUGCCGUACUUUCGGAAACCCUGCCGCUGGUUUCCCUGCUUUGGCUAGUGAGCAUCGUGUGCCUAUUCCUAACGCCCGGUCUACCCAACCGAAGUCUGGUGGCUCCAAGGAGAGCCGAAAGAGAUCUCGCAAUGGUAGCCGGAAAGCCAAGCAGUGAUCAACCAGAGACCUUGGAGCUUCUGCUCCAUGGAAGGCGCUGGAGGGGCACAAGGGAGAGGAUCAAGCUAGAUACUCCGCCAUUGCGUGCAGCUGCCGCUUGCUAGACUAGUGCCGGCUUAUUCGCAAGUUUCCAGUAUGUAGUGUAGUUAGCAAUGAAUGUCUAUUAUGUGUUCUCUUGCUGCCACCGUGGCUUUAUCCAUGACUAUCUUUCUUCUCUCUCUGUUCCCUUUGUUCUAUGAUCAUCUAAUCAGAUGCUAGUUUUGAAA
Aegilops tauschii subsp. strangulata is the source of this 1117-nucleotide messenger RNA. Its product is annotated as bZIP transcription factor 50. The record is from RefSeq and is a predicted model, not a curated record. NCBI's taxonomy places the organism in Eukaryota, Viridiplantae, Streptophyta, Magnoliopsida, Poales, Poaceae. Gene Ontology annotation, biological process: regulation of DNA-templated transcription. Gene Ontology annotation, molecular function: DNA-binding transcription factor activity.